This is a messenger RNA of Exophiala spinifera, 1581 nucleotides long. RefSeq lists its product as uncharacterized. Gene Ontology annotation, biological process: transmembrane transport. The coding region runs from base 1 to 1581 and encodes 526 amino acids. Gene Ontology annotation, cellular component: membrane. Gene Ontology annotation, molecular function: transmembrane transporter activity. The record is from RefSeq and is a predicted model, not a curated record. NCBI's taxonomy places the organism in Eukaryota, Fungi, Ascomycota, Eurotiomycetes, Chaetothyriales, Herpotrichiellaceae. The transcript is spliced from 8 exons.
AUGUCCGAUAAACAGGAGAAAGAUGUCGAGCAGCUUGACCGUCCUAACACACAGUACUCGAAUGGCAAGCUCCAAGGGCUCUCGGAGCUUGAAGUCGAAGCUGUUGAUGGCCUUAAGACUGUCGAAAUUGGCUUCUCCGCCGACCAGGUCAUUGUUGAUCUCGACCCCAAGGAGCAAAAGAGAAUCUUAAGGAAAGUUGACUAUCGCUUGGUCCCGCUUCUAGCCCUGUUGUAUCUACUGGCCUUCAUCGACCGAAGCAAUAUCGGAAAUGCAAAGAUUGCUGGCCUCUACGACGAUCUCAAGCUACAUGGUCUGCAAUACAAUGUCGCCCUGACGGUGUUUUUCGUUAGCUAUGGGUUUUUUGAGGUGCCUUCGCAAGUCGUCCUCAAACUAAUGAGGCCCUCGAUUUGGAUUUCUAUCCUGAUGUUUUCGUGGGGCACUGUCAUGACGCUUAUGGGUAUCGUCACUACAUAUCGAGGCCUGCUUGUUACGCGAUUCUUCCUUGGUGUGACAGAGGCUGGCUUCUUCCCUGCUGCGACAUAUCUACUUACUAUCUGGUAUAAAAGAUAUGAAGUCAUGCGAAGAAUGGCUAUUUUCUAUACCGCAGCAUCCUUGUCAGGCGCCUUUUCCGGUUUACUUGCCUAUGCAAUUCAACAUAUGGAUGGGAUCUCUGGUUUAGCUGGUUGGAAAUGGAUCUUCAUCCUAGAAGGCCUCGCUCCUGUGUCUUUGUCCUUUGUGGUUUGGUUCUUGCUGCCAGACAACCCAGAGACGGCACGUUUCCUGAAAAAGGAAGAGAAAGAGUUCAUCAUAAAUCGGCUAGCACUUGAAACCGGCUCUGGACAUGGACGUGUGACCAACAGCGACCGAAUCCAAUUCAAGUAUGUCAAAGCGGCUUUCAGCGAGUGGAAGAUAUACGCGGGGGUCAUCAUUUUCUGGGCAAAUACGAUCGGCGUGUACGGCUUUACUGCCACAGUGCCCUCUGUCAUCGAGGAUCUCGGCUACUCCUCAGCAAAUGCGCAGCUGAUGACGAUACCCGUCUACGUCUUUGCCAUGGUGAUCGUGUUGAUAUUCGCCUUCUGGUCGGACAGAAUUCAGCAGAGAACCCCCUUCAUCAUGGCCGGCUUCAGCAUUGCCAUUGUCGGCUUCAUCGGGGAGCUUGCAAUCCCACACCCACGUCUCCCGGGUGUCACCUACCUCUUUCUCUUUUUCGUCGCGGCCGGACUCUAUUCGCCGUUCGUUCCCCUCGUCUGCUUGAUUGGAAAUAAUCUGGCCCCGAGCUCAAAACGCGCAGUGGGCAUGGCACUCCUCAUUUCGCUCGGCAACUGGGGCGGCAUUUGUGGUAGUAACAUUUACAUCGCAGCUCAGGCCCCAAAGUACCCCUCAGGGUUUGGAACCGGGUUGGGCAUUUGCUGUGCUGCCGUCAUCACCGCCUUCGUCCUCCGAAAGGUGUAUCAUCGUGAGAAUGUGAGACGAGAUGCUUUUAUGCAAGGAAAGACGGAUGAGGAGGUCAAGGCCAUGUAUACCGAACAGGAACUGUUGGACCUGGGGGACAGGAGCCCAUUCUUUCGCUAUACAAUUUGA